AUGUUGACGCUGCAUACAAAAACUGAGAAUGACCGAUUCGCGGUCUAUUUGGAUCACAGAAGACUUAUUAAUGAAGCCUACAGUACUGGAGAUGGUGCGAAAAGUACAUAUCAGCUCAAGGCGGAACUGUUUCAGUUUCAAGCCAAAAGAGCUAACCAGCCGAUUAGCGAACAGAAGAAAUCUAAGAAGCGCAAGCGAAUACCGGACAACAUACCAGGCGCAUCGGAUUCACAGACCAUCGACGGGUACCUGGAUCUCUUGCCCACGCGCGUUGACUCUGAGUCAAUAACGCCUCUAUCACGGUGUUGGGAGGCUCCAUACAUCCUUCCCCAGUUGCACGGAGCCAACCAGAGCGGGCAGGUCCAACGCUUUCCAAGCGGAGACGAGGCCAACACCAUCUACCUCAUACCGGACAGGGCUCGCUUCUACAACCACAAUGUAGACCAUCUGCCGGCACUAUUGCCCCAACUCUUGCCCAGCUACGAUCUGAUUGUAGUCGAUCCUCCGUGGCGCAACAAAUACAUUCGCCGGCUGAAGCGUUUCAAGCAGGAGCUCGGUUAUUCCAUGCUAGACAACGACCAACUGGCUCUUCUGCCGCUUUCCAAGCUGACCAAUACACGUACCCUUGUGGCCAUUUGGUGCACGAACUCAAUCCAGCACCAGACGGCUUUGGAAACACAAAUUUUGCCUAGCUGGAAUCUACGCCUACUCCACAAACUGCGCUGGUACAAACUAAGCACGGACCACAAGCUUAUUGGCCCUCUUCAAUCAGACCCCACCCAGAAGCAGCCGUAUGAAAUGCUAUAUUUGGCCUGUCAUGCCGAUGGCCACGAGAAUUAUGGAACGGAUAUAACAAAAACAGAGAUGAUCCUCAGCAUUCCCAGUAUUGUACACUCUCAUAAGCCGCCCCUUUUGCCAUGGCUGCGCCAGCAUAUCAAAUUGGACCUCAAUCAAGCGGAACCCAACUGUCUAGAGCUUUUUGCACGGUAUCUGCAGCCACAGUUUACAUCCAUUGGAUUAGAGGUACUAAAGUUGAUGGAUGAGCGCCUGUACGAAGCUCGUACCGAACUAUCAAAAUCCCCAUAGGUAAAGUUUAGGUAUGGUAUGCCAAGGUAUACACUAGUUGUAUUGAGUUUUCCUAUGACCUCCGCCACUCCUCGUUCAUCUUUUAUGCUGGCCGCAGAUAAUAGACUGUAUAUAAUCUGAACAUAUGUCCCAAAGUAUGUACUUUAAAUCGUCAUGGACAGUAACUCACUAGCUUAAAUGCUGGCUUC
Drosophila persimilis is the source of this 1274-nucleotide messenger RNA. RefSeq names its product methyltransferase-like protein 4 (gene Mettl4). Lineage: Eukaryota; Metazoa; Arthropoda; Insecta; Diptera; Drosophilidae. Gene Ontology annotation, cellular component: nucleus; RNA N6-methyladenosine methyltransferase complex. The transcript is spliced from 2 exons. Gene Ontology annotation, molecular function: methyltransferase activity; nucleic acid binding. The record is from RefSeq and is a predicted model, not a curated record. Bases 1 to 1086 code for a protein of 361 amino acids.